AUGUUGGAUGAUACUGGCCGUCUGGCCGCCAACCCGAACUCCCCCAUUUCUGAUCCUCCGACACUGCGGGAUAGCUAUUCUGGUAUCCCCGACCGCCUGCUAGGAAAAGCCUGCAAGGCAAAGCAACAAGUCUUUGAGAACCAGACCAAGGAUAUCGAUCCCCGAGCUCGCCUGCCUGUCAUUCCGAAGGGCAUUUCUCUGCCGUUGUUCAAUGCCGCCAUUGGUGAGCUCCAACUUCGGCUAGGAACCGAAAAUGUUGUCGUGAAUGAUCAGCCCCUCGUUGAUGGAUGGUACAUGGAACACCCCAACACCCACGACGCCUUUAACCUGCUCGAAUCCGAAGAGACUGUCGCAUCGGCCCUCGCCUACCCCAGCAGCACAGCAGAAGUCCAGGCCAUCGUCCUGUGGGCCAACAAAUAUGGCAUUCCCAUCUAUCCCAUCUCUAUGGGUAGAAACUUGGGAUAUGGGGGCGCCGCUCCAAGAGUCCGGGGAUCCGUCGUUAUCGACCUCGGUAGAAGAAUGAACAAAAUCCUCGACAUCAAUCCUGAUGAUUGCACGUGUCUGGUUGAGCCAGGUGUGUCUUUCUACGCCCUUCACGAGGCUAUUCAAUCUCGGGGCUACGACAAUCUGUGGAUUGACGUUCCAGAUCUCGGUGGUGGCUCCGUCAUGGGCAACACCUUGGACCGCGGCGUUGGAUACACCCCCUACGGUGACCACUGGGCUAUGCAUUCGGGCCUCGAGGUGGUUUUGCCCACUGGAGAGGUUAUUCGUACCGGCAUGGGCGCGAUGCCUGGGGCCACUACGUGGCAGACUUUUCCCUACGGCUUUGGGCCUCUACACGAUGGAUUAUUCUCCCAGUCCAACUUCGGUAUCGUAACCAAGAUGGGCAUGACUCUGAUGCCUAAUCCUGGCGGAUCAGAAAGCUUCAUGUACACGUUCCCACACGAGGAAGAUUUGGCACAACUAGUUGAAAUCAUCCGCCCUCUGCGGAUCUCUAACAUCUUGGAGAACGUGGCCCAGCUCAAACAUUGUAUCCAAGAGGUCGCCGCCCUGGGGCAUCCCCGGAGUACCAUAUAUCAAGGCCACGGCGCUGUCCCGACCGAAGUUAUCCGUAGUCAGCUAUCCAAGCUGCCUUGCGGCGAUUGCACCUGGAUUUACUAUGGAACUGCUUACGGGCCGGAGCACAUCCGCAAAUACAAACUCGACAUCAUCGACCGAGAGUUCAAGAGAGUGACAGGAGCCCGUCGUGUCGACCCAGCCACUAUCCCUUCCGAUCACUACUUUUGGGCCCGACACCGUGUUGCCUCGGGUACCCCGGACCUGCACGAGCUCGCCUGGCUUAAUUGGUUGCCGAAUGGUGCCCAUGUCUUUUUCAGUCCGGUUUCAUCCAUCACAGGCAAGGACGCCAACAAACUGCUGCAGAUCGCUAAACGGCGGCAUCGAGAGGCCGGUAUCGACAUAUUCCCGGCCUUUUGCGUUGGUCUGAGGGAGAUGCAUCUGAUCCUGAACAUUGUCUACGACCGGGAUAGUGCCGCUUCGCGAGAUGCUGCUACCCAGUGUAUGAGAGGCAUGAUCAACGACGCUGCCAAAGAGGGCUACGGCGAGUACCGGACACACCUUCUGUUCCAGGACCAAGUGAUGAAGACCUACAGCUGGAACGACAACGCCCUGGAAAGGUUGAACUCCAGGCUCAAAGAUGCUUUGGACCCUGCGGGAAUUCUAGCGCCGGGACGUUGUGGCGUGUGGCCAGCUAGAUACCGAGGCCGUGGGUGGGAGUUGGGAAUGGAAGCAAGGACUGGUUCGGAGGGGGAGAGCGUGGGACAAGGAUCAGCCAUGAGUAGAAUGUAA
Messenger RNA from Ilyonectria robusta, 1848 nucleotides. RefSeq lists its product as uncharacterized. Gene Ontology annotation, molecular function: D-lactate dehydrogenase (cytochrome) activity; FAD binding; D-lactate dehydrogenase (NAD+) activity. The transcript has 7 exons. Gene Ontology annotation, biological process: lactate catabolic process. Bases 1 to 1848 code for a protein of 615 amino acids. Gene Ontology annotation, cellular component: mitochondrion. The record is from RefSeq and is a predicted model, not a curated record. Lineage: Eukaryota; Fungi; Ascomycota; Sordariomycetes; Hypocreales; Nectriaceae.